AUGAGCGACAAUGAUAGCUACGAUGGACGGUCUAGAAAGGAGCUAGCAGCAGAUCGAGAAGUUAUCAAAACUGCUAACGAGCUGCUUAACUCUCUGGAGCAAUCGCACAGGUCGGAUUUAACUCUACAUCUUUACUCAUCAUAUCUUCUGAAAACACUCCUUUACAGGGCCAAUGACAGGAGACAUCCUUUAGAGGUAGAUCAAUUUGUGAAGACUCAGAUUAGAGACAAUUGGACGAGUUGGCCUGAUCCGAAAACUGUAGUCAAUCCACAAACGGACACAUUAUAUGAAGAUUCCUUCAAUGGCGGGAAACAGGAAAAUGGUGUCGACCCGGGAGAGAUUUCCCCUAGGGCUCUGGCUCGUUCUACAAAUAUGCUGAACGUAGAGCUGGACUCUCACUGGCAGCAUUGUUUGGCCCAGUCAUCUGCUACCUCGGGCCUCGCAUUGGACGUAGACAAGAUGGCUAUACCGAGCCAUCUUACUGACCAUAUACUGGGUAAACUAGAUCAUCUGUUCAGUGGUCUGCAUAACAAAGUAGCCGCAAAGAACAAAAUAGAUAUUCAACAAGGUCAGUCCUCGCAGACAUUGACUGUGUCCCAAAUGCAGCACGAGACGGUUAAAGCGAAUAAGCGUGUCGAAUUUACCUAUCAUGACAUAAUAGCAAGAGGUUGCGAGAUGGGCGAGGAUAUGGUGGAAAUUUACAUGAAGUCUCUCGAGCUUUUCAAUGACAUCCCAUCUACGUUCGAUAAAUCACAGUUCAAACUGCCCAAAUCUUGCUUAAAGCAUCAAAGGCCAGUAUCUCUGGGGAAAUCUGGGUUAGAAGUGGUAAUGCGUUCCAAAGAACAGUAUUUAGAGCUGGGGAAGCUACUGAAAGAUAAAAGAUUGUCGGCAAAGGAUAAAAGUCAAUUGAAAAAGGUGGCAAAGAAGUCCGUCUAUCAAAACUUAGGUAAGAAGACCUUUUUCAAUGUUCAAUCUUACAGAUCAAUUGAGCAAGAUGUGAAAGAUGAUGGCGCCGACGAUGAUUCUUACAACUUGAAUGACUGUUUUGCCAAAAUUCCGAGGUUGAAAAGAUGA
Torulaspora delbrueckii is the source of this 1074-nucleotide messenger RNA. It is a transcript of the gene RRN9, whose product is annotated as Rrn9p. The record is from RefSeq and is a predicted model, not a curated record. NCBI's taxonomy places the organism in Eukaryota, Fungi, Ascomycota, Saccharomycetes, Saccharomycetales, Saccharomycetaceae. The transcript has a single exon. The coding region runs from base 1 to 1074 and encodes 357 amino acids.